Molecule: messenger RNA, 13124 nt
Organism: Cylas formicarius (sweet potato weevil)
Lineage: Eukaryota; Metazoa; Arthropoda; Insecta; Coleoptera; Brentidae
Product: neuroligin-4, Y-linked
Exons: 9
Coding region: 62-2686 (874 amino acids)
Biological process (GO): modulation of chemical synaptic transmission; postsynaptic membrane assembly; synaptic vesicle endocytosis
Cellular component (GO): postsynaptic membrane; cell surface; synapse
Molecular function (GO): signaling receptor activity; neurexin family protein binding
Source: RefSeq, a predicted model, not a curated record
GUUUAGGGUUUAGAGUGCGCCGCGGAAUGCCUCCAAAAACUUAACCAAGAAAGUGUAAAAUAUGGGCUGUCGGCAACACUUGAGCCUGGUGUGUUUGUUUUUGUUUCUGGAUUUCCUUCAGUGUGAUCCGGUGCCGGAGCAGCGAACCUCCUUAACGUCUCGCACUGUCAAAACAAAAUACGGCGACGUCAGCGGAGUCAUAAUAACUCCGGAAUCGAAACAUUUGGAGCCGGUGGAAAUUUUCCGGGGAAUCCCUUACGCGAGUCCCCCUUUGGGCUCCUUGCGGUUUAUGCCACCGGUAACGGGUGCCCUUUGGUCGGGAGUGAAAAUCGCGAACGCUUUCAGUCCGGUGUGUCCCCAAAGACUACCCGACAUCGCCAACGAGACUGCGGCCUUGAAACGGAUGCCGAGAGGACGGUUGGAGUACUUAAAGAGGCUCUUGCCCUAUUUGAAAAACCAAAGCGAGGACUGCCUCUAUCUGAAUAUUUAUGCGCCAGCACAAGCAGGUACGAGAGAGGGCAGCAGUCAACCCAAAUAUCCUGUGAUUGUUUUCAUCCACGGGGAAAGCUAUGAAUGGAAUUCGGGGAACCCCUACGACGGCACCGUAUUGGCGAGUUACGGCAGUGUGGUUGUGGUAACGGUAAACUACAGGCUCGGGAUUUUGGGGUUUCUAAAUGCCAACACAGACCCUUACUCGAAAAGCCCGGCCAAUUACGGCCUAAUGGAUCAGAUAGCUGCGCUACACUGGAUUCAGGAAAAUAUAGCGUUCUUCGGCGGAGAUCCCACCAACGUUACGUUGCUGGGUCAUGGAACGGGCGCAGCCUGCGUCAAUUUCCUAUUAACUUCCAGUGCCGUACCAGAAGGUGUGCUAUUCCAUAGAGCAAUUCUUAUGUCAGGGUCCGCCUUGUCUCCUUGGGCGUUAGUGCAAGAGCCGUCGCGAUAUGCUGCGCAAGUGGCUAUUCACGCAAACUGUUCGCCGGAACUGCCUCAUCCACACCUACUCAAGUGCCUACGAGAGAAGCCGGUAGAGCUGCUACUCUCUACUCCGGUAAUCGCACCGGAGUUUUCCUUUGCCUUCGGGCCCAGCGUAGAUGGGGUCGUUAUCGAUACCGGCGAACCACCAGGGGGCGAGAAUUCACACUACAACGACUACGACAGCGUUAGCGUAAACAGUAAGCCGCCGAAAGUGGAACCUCAAAACGCCAUCAACAUUUUAAACAACGUGCUGUUACGGAAAUCCGUGGUUGCCAAGUUGUCCCGAUACGAUCUGAUGUUGGGUGUCGUCAAAGCCGAAGCUUAUUUUGCAUUCAACGGGGAGGACGUUCAGUACGGGAUCGAAGCGGAUCGGCGAUCGAAAAUCCUACGAACAUUUGUCCGGAACACGUACAGUUAUCAUUUGAGCGAAAUCCUCGCGACGAUUGUUAACGAGUAUACGGAUUGGGAAAGGCCCGUCCAACAUCCGAUCAAUAUAAGGGACGAAACUUUGGAAGCCCUUUCUGACGCACAAUACGUCGCCCCGGUUGUCCACACAGCCGAUCUCCAUUCUGCGGAACAUCGAAACUCUUACCUUUAUGUCUUCGAUUAUCAAACAAAAUUUGGAGACUAUCCGCAGAGACAAGGAUGUAUCCACGGCGAAGAACUACCCUACUUAUUUGGAGCGCCCCUUGUCGGAGGAUUCAUGCAUUUCGGGAGGAAUUACACCAAAUCGGAAGUGAUUCUCUCGGAAAUUACGAUGAUCUACUGGAGUAAUUUCGCGAGGACAGGGAAUCCAAAUGAACAACCUGAAGGGGAUCAUGGAAAUCGCCAAGAAAGAGCCAGAUUUAAAAACGUGGAAUGGACAGCAUACGAGGCUGUUCAUAAAAAAUAUUUGAAUUUAGAUACCAAACCAAAAUUGAAAAGCCACUACAGGGCCCACAGACUUUCGUUUUGGCUCAACCUGGUGCCGGACCUGCACAAACCGGGCGGCGAUGACGUACCCGCAUCACACCACCAGCUCGCCGACGAUGACGAACCACCUCCGAAGUUACCGUCCUUAAAUCCUCGUAAAUUAUCAACUACGGAGUCUCCGACAGAGUACCGUACUAUGUACACAAACAUUUCUUCCGUGGUAGCGACGACUGUUGAUACCGCAGAAAGAGUUGAAGAACUAGGUGGCAUAAGUACGACUCAGCAACCUGUUGAAGAUGGCUUCGCCGCCUACUCUACGGCGUUGAGUGUGACUAUCGCGAUAGGUUGUUCGUUGCUGAUUUUAAACGUGUUAAUUUUCGCGGGUGUUUAUUAUCAACGUGACAAAUCUCGAAUGAACGACAAUGGUGGGCAUCAACGUAAAAGCAGAAAGGAGAAUGGUCAAAUGCCAAACAAUAUAUGCGGCGAUCUCGAAUCGAGCAUAAUUGGGGUAAAAGGUGAUCCGGCGACGAUUUUGGGUCACCAUCACUCGCACCAUCAGCUUCCUCCUCCCGAAUUUGCGGAUUUACCCCAAAAUAACGCCGCCCUUCCUAGACAUCCGCCUCCGCCUCCGAAAGUAAACAAGGCAAACGUGAACACUUUAAGUUCCCAUCAAGUGCAGGAAAAUCAACCGCUAUUGUCGGCGCAUAGUAUACAACUUAUGAACACCGGUACUCUUACGAAAAAGAACACCCAAAUGAACUCCAAACAGAACAUUAAAAUGGAGGAACUGAGGGUGUGACAAGAUGUGUACUUGUGAUUUGCAAUAACAUUUGCUCAAACUGUUUUCUCCUCGAUUCGGGCCGCUGUCUAAAUUAGACAUCAAGACUGCCGUUUGUAAAGUAUUCCGUAAGACUCGACUUAACUCGAUUUAAAUAAUGACGAGUACGAUAGGAAUGUUGCUGGUUUUAGUGUUGAAGGGUUUUUUGUAUGAGAUUUAAUUUUUCGUCUAAAACUACGUACUAGCUUUUAUAUUACAACUAAUCGGAAUACAAAAAACGGGCUUAACAAUAUUUAAAACUAAUACUAAACUUCGAAAACACUUUCCAAUUAUAGUAUUGGAUAAAUUUGUAUCUCCUCCAUUCUGCGUCUAUCGAUUGAUGUCUGUCGUACUUUUUCUUCGAAACAACCGGGUGAUAAAACAUAUACAUGGUUAUAAUUUUCAACUGUUACCAAACAGUCCAACUUUUGUUGAUUUGUAAAUUGUGUUAUAUCUUUUUGGUGGUGGUGUUAUGUCGUUUGUAACUAAGUGAAUUCCAAUUUACUGAUAUAAGUACUCUCGCGUAAUUUUAAAAAUUCGCUGUUUUUCUUUAGUGAUAUUUUUAACGGGAUCUCUAUUCCUUUUUCGGUAUAUUCAUUAAGUACCGCGAUUUUAACUUUUAUGAAGUCGAUUUUCAAAGACUGCGUCAUAUUUUUAUUUACCUCGUUGCCAAUCUCUCGUAAAAUUUGUACAUUAUAUCAUAUAUGUUAUUGAGCCUCAUUGUAAAACACUUUGCGGUUCAUAAUGACAGUGAAUAUAUUCGAAAUAACUUUAGAAAAUCACUUAACCAUUAACCAACCAACCAACAAAACUUUGAUCUAAUCUGCUCAUUAAUAUACCCAAUUCUAUAUAAUUGUAUAGUUAGGAAUCAACUAAAUUAAUUGAAUAGAAACGAUAGUGCUUUGGACAAUAAUACAAAAUAAUAUGAAGAAUAAAUGUGACAUCCUGCAAAAUAUGUCAUCACAUGUCAUUAUAAUUUCUAUUCCAUUUACAGGACGCUCAAUUAACAAAUGAAAAGUUUACUUUACUUAAACGGAUUAACAUACAAGUAUACCACAUUUGAAGGAAUAUAUUAUUCACACACAUCGCGCCUACAUCAUAGAUUGAAAUUGGUCAACAGACCACAACAAAUUUGAGUUUAUAUUGCAGUCCUAAAAGUUCCAAACUUUAAACCUGCUGAAAGGCUCCUUUGAAUCUGCUUAACUUUCGGAAAAGUCCAUUGUGAGAAAUUUAAAGUGAAGUUAAUUCAAAUUAAUGGUAAAAAAAUUAAGCCUAUAAAAAAUUCUCAAAGUCUUAAAGAGAAAAUUAAUGGUUUACGAGUUUUAAAAGUUUCAAAGCUCAUCUUCAACGAAUAAUUUACAGAAAAAACUGAUUCUUCCAUACCGUGAAUAUAAAUAAGAAAAGUCUAAGCGCUGCUUACUUCUCUCCUUUCUAUUUAAUUAAAUCACCAGACGAAAUAGUUGGAGUUUAUUAAUUCCCUUACUUUUGAAAACUGUAUAGGUUUAUUUACUGCUAACUAUUUCAAAGUAUGCAUAACAGUUAUUUUGGGAUUUUCAUUCAUUUCGCUGAGAUCACCGUAAGUAAUAACCAAAACGCAUUUUCCUUUGAUAAGUCAAUUAUCAUUAAUGAAAUUGCCUUUACAAGUUAAUUUUCACGUAAAAUAAAAAGUUAAAACCACUGGACAAACAUCUGCCAAGAAACGCAUUUCUGCUAAAAAUCUUCCAAUAGGCAGAGGUGGAACUGCAAAUACUGUCAAAGACUCAAAAUCUUUUUUUUUUUGAAAAAUUGUAAAAAAUAUUCCUGGUCGUAUAAAAUUAUACAAUGUUUUGAAAGUUUUCCGCAGUGGAUUUGAUUUGUUUCUUUUUUUAUCUUUAAAAUAUUCCUUAUCUUUUUCCUUUUUUUGAUGUGCUUGUUCUGAAUUUUUCAAAAGGUAGAUUAAUUGUUAUUAUUGGUUUUGUGAAACACACUUAUCAUAAAAGGUUUAAUACCACUAAAUAUAUUCCUCACAGGCCUCGCCCACCCGUUGAACAAAGAGUUACACACAUAAACCGAGUUUAUAGUAACGGAAUUAGUUGUGCCGCUUCAAUAAACAAAGUUUUCGAUUACUUAUCUUUUUACUACAAAAAGGUUUGUCUCUAUUUCGUUUAAUGCGUGGGAUUCCAAUAAAAUGCGGUUGAGCCAGUAAAACAUUUUUGUUCCUGGGGCUAUUUGUAUACAGAUAGCGAAGUUGGGAAUUGGCGACCAUAAAACUCUUUUAUGUUGUGUGUUGUGAACUACGGAAAAAUGCUAUUCAUAUUUGGACGGAUUCGGAUACGAACUGUUAACGACACGAUCGAUAGUACUUGAUGUUAGACAAUUCAUAAAAGCGCUAGUAUGUUAAAAGGUCUAAUAUUUGGCAGACUAAAAACUAGGCACGAAAUCAGCAACAUUCUAAAAUGGACUUUCUUUAACCUACGCGUCACGGUUAAUAACCUAAAUGUUUAUAAAAAUAAAACUGUGAAUAAUAAGUUAAGCACCAACGAGUUGUGAUGUCGGUUUUUCACAGACCAAUAUUUUGUUUUUAUAAUACACAGCGAUGAUUAAAUCAAUUAGGGUCAAAAGUUAAAUUUGGUUCCUCAAGAAAAAACUAUUCGAAUAAGAGAGCCUCCAUUUUGAACACUGUUCAGUUUCUUUAUGUUAAAUUAUAUAUGGUAUUCAUUUUAGUAACUACCUGCUGUAAUGGCGGUGUAUUGGUCCUAGAGCUAGACUAUAAUAACGAUGGGAAUAAUUCUGGAAAUUAUUUUUAAGCUCAACAUAUUACGGCAAGGGGUGCAAAUGAUAGCGUGAACUAUAAAAUUAAAGAUCUUUCCGAACAUUUUUAAAUUAAACUAUAACAUUAACAUAAAUAGAAACUCUAAACAAUUCGCACAAGUUUUGUUUGAAGCUGAAGCUGAAGCUAAUUAUUUCAAUUUCGAUUUCAAUAAACUCCGACAUGAAGGAGAAAUAAAAGUGUUUUUAUAUAAUCAUAUCGUAGUUUAACAUUCUAGAUCAAUAUUGUUUUCUGAUUAGGACAUCAAAAUUAUACCGUAAAAAUCGUAACAAAACCACAAAACUGUUACUUGCCCUUACAGUUGCGAUUCUUUUAUAAGCCCGAGUUUCAUUUUUAAAUUGGAUAGGUCGUUUAGAAAGAUAGAAGUAGAAGAAGGAAUAGUUGGAAAUUAGUACCCCAACGAGGCUCAGACAAAACUUCUACGGUAUUGUUUGGGUUUUCAAUUAAUUUUAUUAAAGUUAUAGGUUAAUUUAAGUGUUUUCGAGGAAAUUUAGAGCUUAAAUAUAAUUUCUACCAUAUUUUAGUCUUCAUUUUUUCCCCUGUAGCUUUCGAAAUAAUAUCGGUACGAAAAUGAUUGAAAUCGUCGAUUUCCCUUACCUACAAAUGCUAUUUGAAGCCCAUCUAACGGAUCACUCCAAAUUCAUUUUGUUUUCGUUGCUACCUCCUAGUAUGUAAUUUCCAGAACAGUUUGCAAGGAAGAACUAUCGUAGCCUAUCAACCCGUGAAUGAACUAUCAGUUAUUAUGUUAAAUCCCAGAUUGGGUGUACAUAUGAAGUCAUGGUUGGUGGUGAAGUUGAAUAAAUUAACUAAAACUUAAAAAAAGAUGUCGCGAUUUAAAGAUCAAUAAUUUUUAACCCGAUUAAUAAGAAUUUACUACACUUUUUAUGCUAAUAACUAAUUUUCAAAGGGAGCAUGACAAUCCACAUAAUGUUUUGUUUGAACAGAUUUUAGAGUCGGGUAAAGUCGGAUAGAACCUUAUUUUUAUUUUAUACAUUUUGUGUGUAUUAUUUACAUAACGAAGCUCAUUCAAGUCCACUUACUUCACAAAAAGUCCACUUAAUUAAUUUAAAAAAAGUAAAGAAAUUCAUCAAGCGAAGUCCACAAAACAAUUAAAUGUUGUAUCAGAAAAAUUUAUUAACGUUUAUUAUUUACAAAAGGUCCGUUCAAAUAAACUUGUCCAAGGAUUUUUUUUUACCUCUCUAAAAUAUUUAAGACAUUGGACCACAAUGGAAAACAGUUGUAUUAAGAGUAACAUUUGUUAAUUUGAUAUAGUGGUUCAAACUACUCAUUUUUAUUCAAUCAAUUUAACAGCUGCCUAAACACCAUCAACUGCCGGUAGAACAAAUUGUAUUAUUUGUCAGAUGCAUUUAUUUUUAUCUGCAAAAAAUUCAAUAAUCAAUGCAAAUAAUUGGGAGGCAAUUAAAUAUUACUUAUUAAAACCAGAAAAAGGUCCAACUAACCACAAUUUAAAUUUAAGUAAAAUUAAAAUAAGAUGAUUUGAAUCAUUUGUAACAAAGGUUUUAAUAGACUAACUAUAUUCCAUUGUUACCAUAAACAAUAAUUUACAAAUCGAUUUAAUAUCUUGUAUUUUCUGGCAUGAAGGCAACUAAUGAACUCAAGUAUGUCUCCAAAACUAACGAAGGUAUGAGAUAUUUUUGUUUGCGUUUUUGUCUUCAAUUUUCUAAAUGGCCGAAAACAAAAUACCCUAGUUUCUAUCUUCUCAAUCUAGUUUACAAAUAGGCGUUUCCUGUUAAUUACGACUACCUUGUGGGUUUUUUAUUACGGGAUAACAUCUUACCUAAGAACUUAACAAAAAAACUUAUGGUUUGGAUUCACUUAUACUUGGAUUCAAGUAUUAUAUUAUAAUAUAUACCUGGUGUUCGUAUUUUCGCGAAUAAGUAACAACUUUAUUAUUUUAAAUCGAACCUUACCUUAACCCUUAACCUUAAUUUCUGAAAAACGUAGAAAAAAUUACAGCAAAACAUAGAAAAAGAAAACAAACGAGCAAGAUUCUAACGGUCAAAUUUUUCUGUUAUUCGUUUAACACUGUUUCUUGUCAUUUCUUAUCUAUCAGGAUAGUUUUGAACAAAUGUCAAAAUGUUUUUGAUAAAAUUUGCUUCAAUUUUAGAAAUAAAUGUAAAUAACUUAUGUGCUAAUAAAUUAAUUAUCGGAUAUGAUUUAUAAAGAAUAUAAUUUGUAACCAUCUUCUUAGUCAAUUAAAAUACGUAUGGCAUUUUCACAAUUGUAAAAUAUUUUAUUGGUGAUAUUUCGAAAUCUACAUUUUGAAAAAAGCAACCUUAUACAAAACGGUCCUUUCCAAAUGCUGAAUACAAUUAAAUUAUAAUUUUUUUAUUGAUACAGACUACUAUAGCAAGGGCUAUCAAUCGGAGAAAUGUGAAACAUGAAAACAUCACUGUACAUAAAAUUCAAAAUAUACCAGAAACAGGCAGACAUGAAUGUGUCUAUAGUUUUCUGAGGAUUCAAAAAUAACCUUGAUAUAAAAUAAAAAAUAACAAAUAUUUAAAACCAUUCUGUACGUAUAACAAUAUAAUAAUAUGUAUUUUAAACGUGUAAGUGAAUCCAAACAACCUUUUAAGAUUUGGUCACAGGUUCUGAGUCCGUUAUCCAUCAAAUGAAAAAAUAUCCAAUUUUGUUCUAAUCUUUGGCAGUGCUCCAAAAAAGAGCAACAAACCUCUAGUAGUCACAAGCCUGAAAUAUCAAAAUAUCAAAUGACUGUUUCGAAAAUCAAUAAAAUUUAAAAAAAAACAUAUUUUAAAUUUCUAACUAAAUAUUUGAGUAGAUUUAUUAACUUUAUCUUAAGGAAAUCAUCUAAAUUCUAACCAAAAUUUAUAUCUACUUGUCAUACUACAGAGUAUGCAAAUAGUGUACCAAAGUAACAUAUUUAUUAUUUAUUUUAGAAAAAAAUAUUAAAUACGAAAGUUAUAGAUAAGACUAAAAGAAACAAUUUAAAAUUAUUUUCAAAUAUACAAAACAUUUGUAAAUAUUGUGGGAAACCAAAAAAAAAAUUGUUAAUGGAACACCCUAUAUAUUAAUAGCAUUAUAGGGUUACUGUGGCCUAUACCGAGUAUUUUCGGAUUUAUGGCCAUUUUUUCGUCAAAAACACUCUAUAUUUUUGGCGCCAUUUCCGACAGCUCUAAUUUUAUUAUACCAACAAUAUAAAGUAGUACAGUCAUUUAUCCUAUACUUGUCUUCAAAAUAGUUCGAAUCAUUUAUACAGAGUGGGUCAAAAUGAAAAAUAUUAAUUUUCGUGAAAAAAUCAAAUGGAACGCCGAAUCGAACACACCGUAUAUUAUACCAAAACGUAGUAUUUUUGAAGUAUACACAUUUUUAAGAACAUACUACUGAAAUUUUUCAAACCGUGCGAAAAUUUCACAAAUGAUUGAGAACAAAAUAAAUAUUGCCUGUACAUGAAAAGUUGACAGAGACGAAUUCAGUAUAAGUAAUAAUCCAAAAUUUAAACCAAAAUAUAAUUAUAAUUAUGAAAAAACAAUUUAAACGGUAUUUUACGCUAGGGAUGAUAUUAAAAAUGCAAUACUAAUUUUGCUUAGAGCUUCAGAAAAAACUUUCAAAAACUAAGAACAAAACUGCAAAACCAAAAAAAAACUGUCAUUUUACUUCACUUUCCUUAUUUAUUUGUCCAACCGACUUCGAUGUAUGCUCUGGCAGUAUUCACUAGCAUUUCAUGACUAACACUUUGAAAGGUUUAUUAUUAUUCUCUUUUUCAUGUCAUCUUUUGUUGUGGGGGUAGUUUCAUACACCUGAUUUUUAACAUAAAAUAGUCCAUCUUUGUUAGAUGGGGAGAUCUAGUAUUGGUUUAACUCCUUCUUCCUAUCCACGUUGAGGAAAUAAGUUAUCAAUGAGUUCGUAACUUGAUGGAAAUGGCUCUUAACAUAUUUUGCAAACUCUGAUUUAAGGAGUCUAAGUAAACUUGCCCAUUCACUGUAUAUUCAAAAAAAUGGGGCCCUACAAUGUUAUUUCCUAUUAUACCACCUAUUAUACCACCUGACUGUGUGUCAUCAUCAUGGGCUCUAUUGUCUAUGGUCUUACUUAUUUAUAGUUUAAUAAUAUUCUGGGCUUUAAGAAUUUUUAAAUUAAUGGAAAGAAAGGAAAUAUUUUGUUUCCUAAAAUUAAAAAUUAUUGCCAUAUUUAUUAUUACAGUAAAGACCAUUAAAACCCUAUAUUGGGUGAUUUAGUAUAUGCGUAAUAUGCAGCGCCUUAAAAAAUAUAAGUUUGGUUUCCCAAAUAUUUAGGAAUAAUUUUAAUUUUUUUUUUGGUCUCAUCUAUAAAUUAUGUAUUUAACACUUUUCUUUAAAAUAAAUAAUAAACGAGAUAAAUUACUUUGACACACUAUUCGCACACCCUAUAUUCAUGUGCAAAUGACACCCACAACGGAUAUUGUUUGAUAAUUGGUCAAAAUCAGCUCUUGAUCCAUAAACAUAAAUAAGAAAGUCAUUCGAACCAGCGCCACAAUUUUGUCUUUAGUUAAUACUCAAUGCCAAAAAUAUUUUUCUUCCAAUCCUUUCCAAUUCCCGUAAUCUGUUAUUAUCAAAAAUUAUCAGUCGUUGACGUGUGUACCCGAAUAUUUUGCGGAUGGUUAAAUAAAUUAACAUCAAUUUAUCAAUUGGGAAAUCGUAAUGCUAACUUUUCCGCGCGAUAUUAACGUAAAAAAUAUCCAAAACUAACAUUUUCAUUCAGUUUUCGUUAGUUAAAAUGAAUAUAUCGAAUAUAAUAUUUAUAUAAAUAUAGUGCUUGAAAUAUCAUUUUUUAUUUGGUGGCGCAUUUCCGCCUUUUAAACAAAACGGUUUUGUUUACGCAUUGCAAAUUACAUUUUGGGUAUCCGCUAUUAUUUCUCUCCGAUAUUUUUAUAUUGUUAUUCAUUUAAUAUCAAAACUGCGUUGCGGAUUUAUUGCCAAUUUACUAAUACAAUUACUAUUGUUCUGUAUAAUUUUGAGUCGUUUUUGUAGUGUAUAAGUUUAGGUUUUACUGUGGAAUUUGUUUACACUAAUUAAAUCCUAAUUUGUAGGCGAAAACAAUUUUAACAGGUAAAAUAUGUAUCAAAUUCUGGUGGUUUAAUAAGUCCAACAAUAAUGAUUGGUCAAAUUAUUUAUAAUUCAGUGAAUAACUUAAAUGUGUUCGAAAUGGGGAUUAGAGUUAUGUACAUACUGUAUACAACACGAAUGUAAUACUGAAAACUCAGUUUUAUGCCACAAAAACUUCAUACGAUCGUUAUAACGGAUGAUAAUAGUAAAUCGGAUAACUAGUGUCACUUUUCGCGCAUAAGUACGUCAGAUUAACGACGAAUUUUAACCCUUUCGAAGGGUAAUAAUAUAGUUUUUAUGUUUAUAGGGUUUUUAUAGCAAUUAUUCCCUCUCAGAAUGACAUAAUUAAACUUCAAUUUUGGAAUAUGAAUUAAAUUCGAUGUUUUUCUCCAGAAAAUUUGCUGGCUGUGUAUCGAAAAGAGUUACAGUCUGUCCCAUUUUGAUUGUCGUUUUCGAGCUACAGAAAUGUAUUGAAAAUAAUGCAUUUUCAGAUGGUCCUUGUAUCGCAGUUAGCAGGAAACUUAUCAAAAAAGUAAAAAUGCUAUUAUAACGUUUAAAAUAUAAUAUGGUUGUCUGUUUUACCCAAACUAAUAUUUCUAAAAUAUUGUUCGUUUGUUUUUUUUUUACUGUGAUUAAUUAAAAAUUCGUAAUAUUAUGACUUUACAUUCCUUAGCUCACAAUGUUCAGAGUUAACACAGUUUGUGUUAAACGUUUAAUAAUAAAGGGCUAAGAGGGAUUGACGAUUUUGUUCGCUGCGUUUAUUGUUUUACAAAAAUUUAGUUUCGGCUGUUGAAAACUGUAACAUUCUGUUUUCAAUAAGAACUGAGAUACCCCGUAAUUCUAACCAAAAAGAAUGACACUGUAGAUGUGGUUAAUGAAAUGGUUAAAAAAAAGCGAAUCGCUAUAUCAAUCGGAAAUGCAAGUGUUAAGAGGACUAAAAAUUUAAAUGAUAUAUCACUCUUAGUUCGAUUCCUUGUACGAGGUUCUCCAUGCCUUAUGCAAUUCAAGAUAUCACCCUUCAUUUUGUAUGUGUCGAAAAUCAUUCUGUUGCUCUCUUAUACCUUAUACUGCUUAAAAACAUUUAUUAUGGGUUUAUAAAAAGAAAUUGACUACGAACAAUUACGAGUUAACUGAAAAGAAUCUAUAGCUUUAAAAUAUUGGAUUAACAAUUUAAAAAUGCUGGUGCGCAUGCGAUUUUAUUAGCAAAAUAUUGCCGAUUCAGUGAAAACUCAAUGCUAAAAAUUAUUUGUUUAUGAACGCAACAUCCAGAAAGGAUCCCGGAAAGUAAUAUGUAGGUGUAUGGAAAAGUUAUUAGGAAAAGGAAUUUAUUAGUCGAUUAUUUGUUACCUCUUAGUUAAUUAUAUAUUUUUCGCGUAAUUUCAAGGUUCAAAGAAAUUUUUCAAGAAACGAAAUUUUGCUUGAAAAUAUUCGAUGAAUAUAAUCAACUCAGUUUAGGCCCUACAGAACAUGAACGGGUGAAGAACAAUCGGUACUAACUCCAAAAUAUCCGAACAGGAAAGCAUCCGCCAGGAUUCGUGCUCAGACCAGUCAAACCAGAAUUUGUUUUUAAUAGAAAAUAUCAAACGUUUCCGCUGAAAUUCGCCAGCUCUCGGCUAAAAUUUACCGCUUUCGUUAUCCAUUUAUUGGAACCGACGUCGCCAUGACUGUAAUUUGAUUGGAAAAUAACGACAUUAAAAGCAAAAGGACCCUCGUUCUACACUGUUCGAAUUUAUUAGACGUGGCUUUAAUUAAGCUUAUGUUCUGUGUCAAUGAAUGCCGGAUUUUGGAAACUUCGAACCCGAUCAAUUCGGUUAAAGUUAGUAGGCGCAGGCAAUUUUCGUUUCAAUUAUGUGGUUGGCAGUAACUUUGAGAUAAAUUUGUUGUACAUGAAAUCUAAGAUCCGUAUCGAAAAAUCCUGUAUUCCAAAUUUCGCAAUUGUUACGUAAAACAUUAUUGUUAUUGGGGGAGAAACGUAUCCUUGCUUCACCACCAUCUAACGGGUUGAUUUGUUGGGGGUGUGGACUGUAUUCUUACGGGGCUGGUUUAUUUUAAAUGAUAGCCGUUUAACACAACACAAACUAUAUUCUGUCACAACGCGACGACGGUACAAGAUAAGGCAUUUAACAAUCGGUUUAUUUGAGUUAAUCACAAACACAAUUUGCGUUAAAAUAGAGAUUAAACUUCCUCGAAAGAAACCGUUUGAGGGGCUAGUCCAAAGAGGACACCGACUUAUAAGGGAAUAUUAAGAGUGAAAGGGGCUUAAAGGGGGGUUUAGCGAUUGGGCGAUUUUCACUUUUCUAUCGUCAAGGGCGGUCGCGGUCGACUGACUAACUGCGCGCAACGCAUGUCUGGAAAACAGGCGCCGUCGGGGCGGCCAGUCACGUCUAUGCAGCGUGAUCAAGGGAGGCGAUAGACGUUGUCACGUCUAACGCAAUAUCCGCGUUUCAGGGUUCGCGAGGGCAUUGGGUUGUUUUAUCAACAGUUAUAAACGAUAUACUGUUAUCAUCCAGCACCACACAUUUUGUAUCAUUAAAUUAACGUAAUGUGUUCU